Molecule: messenger RNA, 321 nt
Organism: Teleopsis dalmanni
Lineage: Eukaryota; Metazoa; Arthropoda; Insecta; Diptera; Diopsidae
Product: protein GVQW3-like
Exons: 1
Coding region: 1-321 (106 amino acids)
Source: RefSeq, a predicted model, not a curated record
AUGGUGCAGAAAGCUUAUGGGGACUCUUCUAUGUCUCGCACACAGGCAUAUGAGUGGUACAAAUCAUUCAAAGAAGGUCGUGAAGUAAUCAAAGAUUUGCCUCGUUCUGGACGUCCAUCAACAUCAAAUACCGAAGAAAACGUGGCAAAAAACAAGAAAAUUGUGCUGGAAGAUCUUCGUAUGACUAAAAAUGUGAUUGCUCUUGACUUAAACAUCUUAAAUGGACCCGUUCACCACAUUCUACAUGAUAUAUUGGACAUGAGACGCGCUGCAGCUCGACUUGUACCGAAACAUCUUAAUUUUUUGCAAAAAGAAUACUGA